Molecule: messenger RNA, 3981 nt
Organism: Heterostelium album PN500
Lineage: Eukaryota; Evosea; Eumycetozoa; Acytosteliales; Acytosteliaceae
Product: P-type ATPase
Exons: 4
Coding region: 1-3981 (1326 amino acids)
Cellular component (GO): membrane
Molecular function (GO): ATP binding; ATP hydrolysis activity; P-type transmembrane transporter activity
Source: RefSeq, a predicted model, not a curated record
AUGCAAAUUGAAUCAUUCUCUACUUCACUUGAAUUAUAUAAUAAAUUAAAAUUGAUUGGUGAAAAAAUAAAUAAAACUGAGAGUUUUUAUUGUGAGCUGCCAGACAUGAUAACUGCUAAUCCAAAUCGCAAUGAAUCAACCACUUACAUAGCAAAUGAAGACGAUGGUCUAGAGGGUACUUCCUAUAGUAUCAGUCAUGACCAUAUCAACAACAACAACAACGACAAUGAAGAAGAUGAUGACGAUAUAUCAACUCCAAUUUUAUUGUCUACCCAUAAUUCUCCACACUUUCAAUCUGAUGAUGAUGAAUCCGAUGAAGAUGCAGCUAAACAUUAUAGAGCCGAUAGUCUAUUAACACAUGGAAAGCAGCGGCAACAGGAUCAUCAACAACAAGAUCAACCUCCACUUCAACAACAAGCAUAUAAUUCAACACCACCAACAACAUCAUCAUCAUUUACCAAGAUUUCAGCAUCACCAGUUUUAAUUGCCAACCGUGAUUUUCUGGUUAGUCAUGAGAUGGUUUUGGAUAGCGAGAUAACCCAUAGAACCAAUGGCGAGUCGUCACCUCCUUUAUCACCACCAAUGCACUCCCACCGACUUUCUACACCGGCCACACCGAUACGAUCGCUCUCUGGCAUAUCAUCGACCUCCGACGAUGCCAACAAUGAUGAACUUUUAGGAAUCCACUCAAUGACAGGCUACAAAUUCGCAUUGGGAAGAGAAAUUCUCUUUUGGAUACUAACAAUACUCACAGGAGGAUUGUUACUACUCUUUUUCCAUUGGUUCACACUGUACGAACUCAAUUUCCGUCGUAGAAAAACAUCUCUUGAAAAUGCAAACUAUAUCUUGGUUUAUGGAAUAGAUAUGAGAUUUGAAAUUUGUCAGGUUAAAGAAUUUAAAAGCGAAUUAAAAUUAGAUAAAGUAAUUACUUUUAGACAUUCAAGAUUCUUUUAUAAUCAUGAAUCAGAUAGUUUCAUUAGACCAAGAAUUAAAUCAAAAUACAACUCCUCCAAUCUUUAUCAAUUCAUUGAACAUGGUUUAACCAACGAUAAAUAUCAAUCGUUACUACAUAAAUUUGGUUAUAAUGUUAUUGAAUUUCCAAUUAAAUCAAUUCCAAGAUUAUUACUUGAAGAGGUAUUACAUCCAUUCUUUAUAUUCCAAAUAUAUAGUGUUAUAUUAUGGUCAUUUGAAGAAUAUUAUUAUUAUGCAGGUGCAAUCUUGUUGAUUGCCACGGUUAGUUCCAUUCUAAGUUUGAAAGAGAUUCGUUCAAAUUUAAUAUCACUCAAGGAGAUGUCAACUUAUGUUUGUGAAAUCAAGGUGUUACGUGAAGGUCAAUUCACAACUGUACAGUCAUCCGACUUGGUUCCAGGAGAUAUUAUAGAUAUUCCUACAAACUUGACACUGCCUUGUGAUAUGUCGCUUCUUACUGGUCAGGUGAUUUGUAAUGAAUCAAUGUUGACCGGUGAGUCAGUCCCCGUGACGAAACAUCCAAUACUGACACGUGACCAACUGACUGCAAGUCAACGUCCAAACUAUCCAGUCGAUAUCACUGAAGCUAGAUCCUCAUUGUUUGGUGGUACGAUGGUGGUAAAGAUCAUGCCACACCACAACGGAAGAACCUUGGCAAUGGUUAGAGAAACUGGUUUUCAAACAUCCAAGGGAAAGUUGAUCCUAUCGAUUCUCUUCCCAAAGAAAUCACAUUUCCGUUUCAUUCAAGAGUCUUUCAAGUUUAUUGGUGUUCUAUGUUGCAUUGCAAUGAUUGGAUUCGCCAUCUCAGUUUGGAGAUUGAAAGAUCUUGGUGUAGAUACGAAAACCAUUGUGCUGCGUGCACUCGAUCUCAUUACCAUUGUCAUUCCACCGGCAUUACCCAUUGCAAUGACUGUCGGUACAGGAUUUGCAUUGAUUCGUCUCAAAAAAGUAAAGAUCUUUUGUAUUUCACCACCGAGAUUGAACAUGGCUGGCAAACUUCAGGUGUUUUGUUUCGAUAAAACAGGCACACUGACAGAAGAGGGUUUAGAUUUCUAUGGUGUCGUAGCAACCAAUCAACAUGACAGCCAUUGCGAUUUCAAUCAACUGUACACUUCACUCGACGACAUGGAUAAUCGAUUGGUAAUGCUAAGCAUGGCGAGCUGUCAUUCAUUAUCACAUAUCAACAAUGAGAUUGCAGGUGAUCCUUUGGAGAUAAAGAUAUUCCAAGCAACCAACUCUAAACUUGAAGAACACGACGAUCAUCAUACACAUAUCGUUUGGGGAAAUGACCGAUUGAUCUAUCAAGAACGUUUCGAUUUCCAAUCGAGUCUUCAAAGAAUGUCUGUCAUUGUAUCGGAUACCUCUGACAAUAGACAAUAUUCAUUUGUAAAAGGUUCACCAGAGAUGAUAAAGAAACUAUCACUCUCACAUACCAUUCCAAGCGAUUAUGAUCAACAAUUGUUUAUUUAUACCGAGCGUGGCUAUCGUGUAUUGGCAUGUGCCUAUCGAACAUGGGAUUCGCAACAAAAUGUAGCCAAUCGUGAGCUAAUGCGUCAGACCGCCGAAGAAAACUUGGUUUUCUUGGGAUUCAUUAUUAUGGAAAACAAGAUGAAACCGGAAUCGAAACCAAUCAUCGAAGUUUUACAUCGUGCCAAUAUCAAGACUAUCAUGGUUACCGGUGAUAAUCCACUGACAGCCAUCUCUGUUUCCAAACAAUGUGGAAUCAUCAAGGAGAAUACAUUGUUAUUCAUUCCAGAGUUGGAUAAUAACAAAGAUAGUUUAGAUUCUUUUACUUGGCGUAAUCUUUCCGAUCCAUCUACAGACCAAGCGUUGUCCUACUAUCAAUUGGAUCCUUACACAUUGACACUUGACAAUUCCGAUGAACCAAACUCUAGUAUACCUUAUUCCCUUGUAGUUACUGGUCCAUUCUUUAAGCGUAUUCAUCAUCACUAUCUUCAGACAGGUUCAAACAAGUUUAUGACAAUGUUAAAACGUGGAUUAGUUUAUGCACGUAUGUCGCCCGAUGACAAACAAACAUUGAUAGAAGAGCUUCAGAGAAUAGGACUGUAUGUUGGUAUGUGUGGAGAUGGUGCCAACGAUUGUGGAGCACUCAAAUCUGCACACGUUGGAAUUUCACUAUCAGAGACAGAAGCCUCGAUUGCCGCACCAUUCACCUCCACAACCACCAAUAUCACAUGUUGUCCAACAUUGAUCAAAGAAGGACGUGCCUCUCUUGCCGUAUCAUUCAAACUCUUCCAAUUCAUGGGAAUGUAUUCACUGAUUCAAUUCAUCAGUGUCAUCUUCCUCUAUUUCAUUGCAUCGGUACUUGGUAAUUGGAUGUAUCUCUAUCAGGAUCUUUGGAUUAUCUUCCCACUGGUUAUCUUUAUGGGUAUGACAUGUCCAUCGGAUAAGCUAUCAAUUAAACGUCCUUCAGGUCGUCUCAUCAGUGGUGCAGUAGUGGGAUCACUGCUUGUCCACAUCCUAGUUUGUCUUUUAUUCCAAACGAUAGUAUUUUUCACCGUAAGAAAACAACCUUGGUACAACGAAGAGGUCAUCGACGAAGACAACAUUGUCACCUACGUAACGACCUCGAUGUUUAUUUACGCCAACUUCCAAUACCUCAUAAUGGCACUGUCAUUCUCAUUCGGUAAACCAUUCCUAAAGCCGCUCUAUACCAACAAACUAUUGUUCUUGGCAUACAGUAUAUCACUGACCACCUCACUACUCCUCGUAUUCGCUCCGACUUCCAAGAUAUGGGAGAUCGGACAACUCCGAUUGGUUCCACUAAGAUGGCGUUUCACCCUGAUCGGAAUUGUCGUAGCAAAUCUCGCUGCCAACCUCCUAGUUGAAUUCAGUUUCGUCUACUACAAACUACGUUCGAAAAAGAAAAAACAAUUCCACUACGAUCAGAUCUUCUCUAAAGACGCCCCAAAAGAUGAAAGAAUUUCAAAAGAAGAAAAUAUUGUAUUGUUACCAAUUAGUAAUUUAAAACAAAAUCAUCGUAAUAAUUAA